Scatophagus argus is the source of this 4232-nucleotide messenger RNA. It is a transcript of the gene dio2, whose product is annotated as iodothyronine deiodinase 2. The record is from RefSeq and is a predicted model, not a curated record. NCBI's taxonomy places the organism in Eukaryota, Metazoa, Chordata, Actinopteri, Scatophagidae. The transcript is spliced from 2 exons. Gene Ontology annotation, molecular function: thyroxine 5'-deiodinase activity.
UACAAAGAUAAGCCGCGUGGCUUAAUAUGAAGUAGCCUAUAAUGUUUGCCCUUUUAAGAAGACUGAUACCGAGCUCCCGCGACUUCUCGUCACCUGAAGGUUAACAGAACAUGCGAGUCAUUCCUGAUACACCUCACUCAUUUUCCGCAAAAACUUUUGGAACAGUACAUGGAACAGAGGGGGAAUUAUGAAAGGAGCAACUGAGACCUACGACUCACGCGCAUAGACGCAGAAAGACAAAAAAAACAUGGGAAUGGCGAGCGAGAAUCUGCUCGUGACACUCCAGAUUCUGCCGGGGUUCUUCUCGAACUGUCUCUUCAUUGCCCUGUACGACUCGGCGCUGCUCGUGAAGCGCGUCGUGUCGCUGCUCAGCUGCUCCAGGUUCGCCAGCUCCAGAGAGUGGCGCCCUAUGCUGACCUCUGCAGGGCUUCGCUCCAUCUGGAACAGCUUCCUUCUGGAUGCCUACAAGCAGGUGAAACUCGGCUGCGAGGCACCCAACUCCAAACUGGUGAAGGUGCCCGAUGGCCCUCGAUGGAGCAGCAGUAUCAGUAGUAUGACUAAUGUGCCACCUGGUGCCAGGAUCCGAAAUGGAGAUGAGUGCCGCCUUCUGGAUUUUGAGUCAUCAGAUCGCCCUCUGGUGGUCAACUUUGGCUCAGCCACCUGACCCCCCUUCAUCAGCCACCUGCCUGCUUUCCGGCAGCUGGUGGAAGACUUCAGCGAUGUAGCUGAUUUCCUGCUAGUGUACAUUGACGAGGCUCACCCAUCUGAUGGCUGGGUGGCACCUCCCAUGGGCUCUUGCUCUUUCAAUGUCCGGAAACAUCAGAAUUUGGAGGAGAGACUAGGAGCGGCGCGCAAACUCAUUGAGCAGUUUUCCCUGCCACCGCAGUGUCAGCUGGUGGCUGACUGCAUGGACAACAACGCUAAUGUGGCUUAUGGUGUGUCCAAUGAACGCGUGUGUAUAGUGCAACAGAGAAAGAUUGCCUACCUGGGUGGUAAGGGCCCUUUUUUCUACAAUCUGAAGGCGGUGCGGCAGUGGCUGGAACAGAGCUACGGUAAACGGUAGGGACGAAGAAGGGCAGGCACAGAGGAGGACACAGCCCAUAUUUCAGGAGGGAAAUAAGUGAUUAUUUUGUUUUGGAUGAACAUAACGGCAAAAUCAAAAGGCGUGUUAUGGUCAGUGAGGAAAAGUACAUUUACUCAAGUACUGCACUUAGUGCAAAUGUGAGGUACUUGUACUUUACUUGAGUAUUUUCAUUUCAUGCUACUUUAUACUUCUACUGCACUACAGUUCUGAGGGAAAUGUUGUACUUUUUACUCCACGUUCAUUUGAUACCUGUAGUUACUAGUUACUUAGCAGAUUCAGAAAGUAAUACCAAAUAUAGUAAAACAUAAAUUGUGACGUAAUGUUAUGAACCAAGAUAAAACUUUAUUACGGUAGUCUCUUGGUAAAGCUCCCAGAGUGCCUGGAAAAAAUAAAAAAAUAAAAAUAAGACACACCUUAAAAUUGGAUAACAAAUGAAUGCAUUGAUAAAACUAUUUUAAUUAUUUAGUAUGCAUUAUUCUGAAGUGGGCCAUAAUGAAUACUUUUACUUUUUGUACUUUGAGUAUGUUUUGAUGCUAAUACUUUUGCACUUUCACUGCAGAAAAAUUUUGAAUGCAGGACUUUUGCUUUUAACAAAGUAUUUCUACACUGUGGUAUUCCUAUAUAAAUCAAAGACCUGAGCAUUCCCUCCACCACUGGUUACGGUGAUAUCAUCCCAAAAAGCUGUAAUGAAUUCAUUUCCAAAAUUUGUGGAUUGGCUUCCUUUAAUUUUGAAAUCAGGCCAAUUUUUCCACACAGCAUUCAAUUCAAACUGAGAUGAUGUAAAUACAUACAUUGACUUUAGCCGGGCAGAGAUUUUAUUGGAAUCAAUAUAAAAAUGACAGUGUAUAUGUUUAAUCUGUAUUUAUGUCUGCUUUAGCUGCUAAAAUCAUAUUUCAUGUGAUUUCAGUCAACCAGCUGUAACAGGGAAGAAAUCACAAGCUCCCAUAUUUAAAUAUGUAUUAUAAAGUAUGAUCUACCCUCAUCCAUCCUCCUUUGUUCAUUUGCACAGCAUUUAAACUUAUCUUUGCUCUACAUCUGUCUUCCUUCCCAUAAAGUCCCUAUCACCAUGGAGGUUUUUAUGUUAUCAAUACUGAUUCAAAGUAGAUUUAAUGAAUCUCUUUUGCCACUGAUCGACAGGAAAAAACUUGAAAAUGAAAGCAGAUCUUUCCAUUGUGGUCUAAGUAGGAAGCAUGCACCUGCUCCAAGUCAGUAUUUAGUAAAUGAAAACUUUGGGAGAGGUUCAUACAUAUGGACAGUGUAGUCCCCCUCACCAUUCCUCUUCAUAAAACUGCUCAAACCCUAGAAUGGCUACAUGGCUUCAAAAGCUACUAGAGCAUAUUCUUUCUUUCACUCUCUUUCCCUCUUCUACCUGAAGUCGUCUGUGGUUCUGACAGUUGAUUUUAUGACAAAUGUACACUGUCCAUUUCCAACAGACGUUACGUAGGGUUUUUUCUCUCUCCAUCCUCUGACUCUGGCUUGUCAGUGACUUCAGACUUAGACUAGACUAAUUCAAUCCUCUUGACUACGCGCAAGUGGUCUCUAAUUUACUUUACUUUAAUGUGACUUCCAGAACCGACAGGCCGCACCACCAAUCAUUUGCCCAGUUCUUAUUAAAAGGGAUGCACAUUUUUCUUUUUUUUAGAAGUGGCUGUGGCUCAAGAAGUAGAGCGGAGUUGUUCACUAAUCAUAAGGUCAGUGGAUCUGUACCACUUUGACACUAAACGGUCAGUGUCCAAAAAUGCUACCUUAAAGCUACUUUGAGUGUAUGUUUGAAACCAUUAAAAACCCCUUACUAUUUAAUACUUUCAUAGAUUCAGCUAGGUACUGUAUGCAUGCAUUGCAGCUUAUGACAUUUUAUGUUGGGAUUUUCUCAUUAGAAUCUUAUUCCACCAUAGUCCUUAAGAGAGGAGAGAGAAGAUGAUAAUGUUGUUGUUUUGACUGAUUCAUAUUUAAAUUGGAGUCACUUUCAGUUAUCACCGUGAGCUCAAAGCAAUAAGCUUUACAAACGGCAGUGUUUUGCAGAUUUUGUGAGGCCACACACAGGCUGACCUGGUCAGUUGGUGGAGGUUGUGUGGACUGAGUGCAGUACAAAAUGAAUACUCAGACAUUAUUCAUAUUUUUCAGACAAAAAAAAAGAAAGAAAAAUUUUGAAUUCUUUCAUUUUAUUCACUGUUAAAAUUCUCCUAAAAUUACACUUGAAUACAGUCAAAGAUUACUGUAAAGAUGCAAAUACCAUAUUAUUUAUCGUUUCUUUAUUAUUAUUAUUUUUAUUUACUUGAUUGAACAUCAGCACUGUCAGCUGUUUGUCAAUGUGAGUCCAAAACUUUGGAUCCAAUCCAAAACUGACACAUAACAGCUACUCAAACCAACAUAUAUACACAGAUUUCCCAGAAAACAAAAAAGAUACCUGGUUGAAAAGUGACAUGAGGAAAAUUAGACCUGGUCCAAAAGGAGGCUGACAGGCCCAAAUAGAGAGAGAGAACAUCAGUACUGGUAGAAGCAUACCCACUGCCAGGAACAUCAUUUUGAGUGGACCCAACACAACUGUGUAGGCAUGUGAUGUCUAGUUAUCAUAUUUUAUAAAUGAGGUUCAAUGUUUAUGUUUUUCUCUUUUCAAAUUUGUUGUAUGUCUUAAAACUGAACGUUUUAUUGUGAAGGUCACCUUUGAUUUUUUUUUUUUUUUGAUAACUUGAAACCAUUAAAUGUCCUUAAAUAUUUAAGUAUUCAACAUGUUAAGGUCAGUAACUCUUGAAAAAUCAGUAUGGCUAUGUGGUUGAGAUGGGUAUGGGAUGCUUCACACGGAUCUGUCAGUCAUUAUGCUGACGUGAUAGCAUUAAGCUCCACAGGACUCACAGAUGCUUUGCUCUGGUCGCAGUGACAGAAGUGUACCAAUGAAAACCUUUGGCGAAAGAGUCCCUGACUCGGUCUCUGGUUGGAUAAUGAACUGCACCUGGUCAAUGUGACAGAACCAUAACAUCUGUUUUCACUGUCAGACUGCUAAAACUAGUUAUGAUCAGUAAUUGAUAUAAACAGCUUUGUUUUCCAUUUAAUCUACUUUAUUACUGCUUAGUAUCAUGUUACAUUUUUCUAAUAUGUCAAAGAAGAGAAAUAACAAAGUGGAAAAUAAAGGAUGUUGUUUGCUGCUGAA